CUUCGCCUUCGUUAAUAGCCCCCCCUUUAUCCAGCUCAGCUUUGUUUUGCAGCUCAUACCGUACCAUCAGCCAGGCUCGGAUCCUCGUGGCCAGAUCACGCUUUAUAACAUAACCCAUCAUGGCCGGCUCAUCUCGACCCCUACGAUCUUCGGAUGUCCCUUCUUUCAUCUUCUUCCACAUCCUGCACCGAGAUCAACCAUGAACGGUGCAGAGACAAACAGUGGGGAUAAUGGUGCGCCACAGCCCAUUGCCAUCAUUGGCUAUGCCUGUCGACUGCCAGGCCAUGUCACAUCUCCCCUUGAUCUGUGGGAGCUCUGUACUCGGGGCCGCAGUGGCUGGUGUCCCAUCCCCAAAGACCGUUUCUCCUUUGAAUCCUUUCACCAUCCUAAUCCCUCCAAGACGGGGACCUUCAACCCCAAGGGGGGUUACUUCCUGGACGAGGAUAUAGCUCGUUUUGAUGCCCCCUUCUUCAACUUGACGGUCCAAGAAGCUAUAUCGAUGGACCCUCAGCAGCGACUACUACUGGAAUGUUCCUACGAAGCGUUGGAAAGUGCCGGUGUCCCCAAGGAAGAUCUCGCCGGACGAAACGUGGGCGUGUUUGUGGGCGGCAACUUCGCUGACUAUGAGUUAAAUAAUGUCCGCGAUGUCGAGACUAUCCCCUUGUACCAGGCUACUGGUUGUGCGCCUUCCCUCCAGUCCAAUCGUCUUUCCUACUUUUUCAACCUGCGCGGACCAAGUCUCACUGUCGACACUGCCUGCUCAUCCUCCCUUGUCGCCUUGCAUUAUGCCGUCCAGAGUCUGCGUAGUGGUGAGUCCAAAGAAGCCAUAGUUGGUGGAUGCAGGCUCAAUAUCGUUCCUGAUCUUUUCGUUUCCAUGUCCAUGUCACAAUUGUUCAACGAUGACGGCAAAACUUUCGCAUUUGAAGAAAGAGCAAAAUCUGGUUUCGCACGAGGUGAGGGCGCAGGUGUUGUGGUGCUGAAGCCACUUGAUGCUGCUCUGAGAGACCGAGAUCCCAUCCGCGCAGUUAUUGCCAAUUCUGGUGUAAAUCAAGAUGGAAGGACAAAGGGAAUUACACUGCCGAAUGGCGACGCCCAAGAAGAGCUUAUCCGUCGCGUGUACCGUGAGGCUUAUCUGAACCCGGAAGAGUGUGGCUUUGCAGAAAUGCAUGGCACUGGAACCAAAGCUGGUGACCCUAUUGAAGCAGCAGGAGUUUAUAGGGCGCUUGGACAGGGCCGGUCACCGGAAAACCCGCUCUAUAUUGGCUCGGUCAAAUCCAACGUCGGCCACCUCGAGGGUGCAAGUGGUGUAGUCGCCAUCAUCAAAGCAGCCAUGAUGCUUGAACGUGGGUUAAUUUUGCCCAAUGCAGACUUUCGCCGACCAAAUCCCAAUAUUCCUCUGGAUGAAUGGAAUAUGGCUGUCGCAACGACGCGGCCUUGGCCCCGAGGGAAGAAGUAUGCGAGUGUCUCCAACUACGGCUUCGGCGGUACCAAUGCCCACGUUGUACUCCAAAGGCCGCCCUUGCCAGCUGCAGCACCUAAAGAUGAUGUUGGAAUGGACCCCAAACGCAAACUAUUUCUGAUCUCGGCCAACGACAAGGAUUCCUUACGAGAAAGGAUCAAAGAUUAUGGUAUCUACUUCGAGCAGCAUCCCGAAGUCUUUGAAAAGGCUCUCGUUGGAAACUUCGCCUACACUGUGGGUAACAAGAUGUCCAAUCUCUCAUAUCGGGUCGCAGUGUCUGCCACAUCCCUGAAUGAGCUUGGAAUCCGCCUGGCACAGAUGAAAGUAAAUCCGGGUCGGGUUCUCGGAGCACCCACCAUCACAUUUGUCUUUACCGGUCAAGGAGCUCAAUGGGCUCAGAUGGGCAUUCCUCUUAUGCAAGAAUACCCUGUCUUUGCAUCGUCUCUGGAACGAGCCGAUCACUGGCUACAGAACUUAGGAGCUGACUUUUCCCUUGUGGAGGUGUUGCAGAAGGACACCGACACUUCUGAAAUCAACUUCCCUCAUCUAAGCCAGCCAGCUUGCACAGCACUACAAAUUGCACUUGUUGAUCUGCUCCAGUCCUGGUGCAUCAGUCCCACUUCUGUGAUGGGGCAUAGUUCUGGCGAGAUCAGUGCAGCCUAUGCGGCUGGUGUCUAUGACUUGGAGGCGGCCAUGACGCUUGCAUAUCGCCGGGGACAGACAACGCAGCUGCUGAAACAAUCUUUCCCGGAUUUGAAGGGUACUAUGAUCGCUGUUGGUGCUGGCUACGAAACUGUCAAGCCGAUGCUGAAGAGUCUCCGUGGAUACGCUACCGUGGCUUGUGUCAAUAGUCCCUCAAGUGUGACCGUGUCCGGAGAUGUGCCAGCAAUUGAUGAGUUGGAGAGGGCUCUACAAAGCAAGCAGCUCUUUAAUCGACGCCUGAAGAUUGACGUUGCGUAUCACUCCGACCAUAUGAAGUACGUUGGCGAGACGUAUUUGCGCUCAAUCGAGGCUAUCCACCCCUCCAGCUCGAGUACAGCUACAUUCUAUUCAUCUGUCACUGGUGAAAUCGCACACCCUUCGGAUCUGGGCCCAGCGUACUGGGUUCGGAAUCUCACAUCGCCAGUUCUGUUCCCCCAUGCUCUCGGUAAGAUUUGCGCUAAUGAGUCAAGCCGGCCCAAUCUUAUUGUCGAGGUUGGACCGCACUCUGCCCUCAAGGGCCCGAUUAUGGAUACCUUGAAGAACUUAGGGCCGGCAGCCUCGAAGAUCGGUUACUGUCCCACGGUCGUUCGGAAUGCAGACCCAGUUCAAUCUAUCCUUGACACCGCUACCGCUGCCUACGUGAGAGGGGCAGUUCUUAACAUGACAAACAUAAACUUCCCUUGCACUGGUGCUCAGAACCGUUCAUUCUUGACUGACUUGCCUCGAUAUCCUUGGCAGCAUGGGGUGCGGUAUUGGCAUGAAGGCCGCAUUGCACAAAAGCAUACGACCAGAGACGGCACGAGAAACGACAUCUUAGGUUUGAUGGCAAACUACUCCAACGACCUAGAACCAACAUGGCGAAAUAUCCUCCGUUUGGAUGAUGUUCCAUGGCUCCGAGACCACAAAAUGCAAGGAAUGACUGUUUAUCCAUUGGCUGGCUUUCUAAGCAUGGCCAUUGAGGCUGCUCAAAGACGUGCAGCGCAACAUGACAUUCAAUUCUCCCAUUACGAACUACGGGAGGUACUUGUGGGAUCAGCACUGGUGCUUACCGAUGAUACGGAUGUCGAAACGACCAUUUCUCUUCAGCCCUAUGCCGAAGGCACUCGCGGCACCUCAGACACAUGGGAUGAGUUCCGGAUUCACUCAUGGAAUACCAAGCGAGGCUGGACGGAGCAUUGUUCCGGUAUGGUUAGAGUUCGCGCGGCUCCAAAGCAACAGGCUGUUGUGGUUUCGAGCGCCACUGAGACUGAACACAAUCACAUCAAGACUCAAAUUUCCAAAGUACAGGCUGCUGCCACUUACAAGAUAGACUCACAGCACAUGUACCAGGUCCUCACAGACCUGGGCGCCGGGUACGGCGGCACUUUCCAAGGCAUUGAAAACUGCUUCGCCGACCCGUACCACUCGCGUGCGGAUCUAUACAUCCGAGAUACAAAAAGCGCUAUGCCAAAAGAGUUCGAAACGCCAUUAGUCGUCCAUCCAGCUUUCCUUGACGGCUUGUUGCAUCUUGUCUGGCCCAUUCUUGGUCAAGGCAGAAUGGAACUAGAUACACUCUACAUGCCAACAAUGAUCAAACACAUGUCCAUCACUCGCCAUGUACCAUCUGCGGCUGGUGAGUCCGUCAAAGUCUACGGCAAGGGAAAGCCCAGUCAACCGGUGGUGGAACCCACCAAAUUCGAUCUCUUUGCAACUCCGAAAGGCUCCACCGAAGCACUGAUCGCGAUGGAGGGUCUUGUCAUGACACCAAUCAGAGAUUCUGGUGCUGGUGCAGGCGAAGAAGCCCGCAAACUGUGCUACAAGUUUCAGUGGCAGACAUUACCCGAGCCUGAGAGUUCUAUCAAUGGGGAAGUCGAAACCAACGGUCAUGUCACUUCCAAUGGUCAAUCCAAGACGAACGGUGAAACUCUCGCUAAUGGAUAUGUUCAUGUGAAUGGAAAUGACAGCAUUGAGAACCCGCAGGAUAUUUUAAUCACACAGUUUGGUGAGCCUGAUGGCAUUGCUGAUCAAUUAAAUGGUCUCAUUGACAGUGCACCAUUUCCCUGGAGGCCAUCAAUCUCUGAGUUGGAUAAACUCAACAGCACACAGAAACACGUUAUCGUUCUUCAAACCGGAGCGAGCUCGCUGCGGGAUCUUACGCCAGACCUAUUUGAAAGUAUCAAAAAGACAUUACUUGAUGCCUCCCAUGUUCUUUGGGUAUAUCGAACGGAUAUGCCUGAUGCCCAGAUGAGUGUCGGUCUCGCUCGCACUUUGCGGUCUGAGAGAAUGGCCAAGAUCGCCACUCUUGGGUUGAACCCUGAGGACCUCAAGCAGCCUGCAGAGCCGGUUUUCGCUGCCAUGGAUGCAUUAUGGCCAGUUGAUGGUACAGAAGCUUGUCGGGAUUUCGAGUUUAAGAGCAAAGACUCCCAGCUCCUCGUCCUACGUGCCGUGGAAGAUGAUGCGGCCAACUCCUUCGUCCACAGUGAAACCCAUGACUUGACAAUAUCAUCUCAGCCAUUCAGCCAGCCUGAUCGGCGUCUCAAAAUCCAAAUUGGUAGCCUGGGUGCUCUUGACUCUCUAUACUUUGUGGAUGACGAGCCGAAUCCUUUGGGCGACGAUGACAUCGAGUUCGAAGUCAAGGCUACUGGUCUUAACUUUAAAGACAUUGUGGUCUCCAUGGGCCAAUUGGCACAGCCAUACAUCGGUAUCGAGUGUACUGGUGUCAUUUCAUCUGUUGGUGCAAAUGUGAAGGAUCUCAAGGUUGGCCAACGAGUCAUGGCUAUGCCACAUGGCGGCUUUUCAACAUACGCACGAUGCCGCGGCACGAGUGCCGUGCCGAUCCCGGCCAGCAUGUGCUUUGAAGUGGCUGCCACGGUGCCUGUUGUGUUCUGCACUGCGUAUUAUGCGCUCUUCGAUCUGGGGAAACUGAUCCCCGGUGAACGGGUUCUGAUUCAUGCCGGUGCUGGUGGUGUGGGCCAGGCUGCGAUCAUGUUGGCACAGAUGAUCGAUGCCGACAUCUUUGUGACAGUUGGCAGCCCUGAGAAGAAAGAGUUCCUCAUGUCGCAGUACUGCAUCCCGGAAGACCGAAUUUUCUACAGUCGUGAUACUUCAUUUGCUCGUGGAAUCCGGAGAGCCACCAAUGGCGAGGGGGUAGAUGUCGUGGUUAAUUCGCUCGCAGGCGAUCUUCUUCGGGAGACAUGGGAGAGCCUGGCGCCGUUUGGCAGGUUUAUUGAAAUUGGCAAGGCAGAUAUCACGAAGAAUACUCGUCUGGACAUGCUUCCGUUCGAGUACAAUGUCACCUUUUCGUCCGUCGACUUGACCAAGGUUGCCCAGUACAAGCCUCAACUGAUGAAGCGUCUUUUGAAUGACGUCUGUCGCUUGUUCACCUACAGAGCUGUGAAGCCCAUAUCCCCUGUGACCACAUUCCCGAUUUCAGAUAUUGAGACAGCUUUCCGAACGCUGCAAACAGGAAAGAGUAUGGGAAAGAUUGUGGUUUGUCCUCAUCCAGGUGACCAAAUUAAGGCGGUGACACCCAAGAGCAGUUCCGCGGCUUUGAGGCCUGAUGCCUCGUAUAUCCUGAUCGGUGGCACUGGAGGCUUGGGAAGAAGUAUGGCCAAGUGGAUGUCAUCGAAGGGUGCAAGGAACAUUGUGCUCGUGUCACGUAAAGCGUCUGUUAACGACAAGGUACAGGGGUUGAUCGACGAGCUCGCCACCAAGGGCACACGAGUCAUUGUCAAGGCGUGUGAUGUUGGCAGUCGGCAAUCCGUCGAAUCCCUCGUUAAGGAGCAGAUGAAGGACUUGCCCCCUGUACGUGGCGUGGUACACGGUGCAAUGGUGCUUCGUGACAUGCUCUUUGAGAAUAUGACUCUGGAUGACUUUCAAGCUGUGACCGCAGGAAAAGUCGAAGGAGCAUGGAACCUACAUUAUGCGCUGGCCGAGUCACCCGUUGACUUUUUCAUUGCUCUUUCUUCGGUGGCGGGUGUGGUUGGCAACCGUGGACAAGCUGCAUACUCGGCGGCUAAUGUGUUCCUUGACGGGUUUAUGGAAUAUCGCCGAGGACUGGGUCUGCCGGGAACAUCGAUCGACCUGGCGGCGAUUCGCGAUGUGGGGUACCUGGCCGAUAUUGACUCUAAGCGACGAGAAGAAGUGUUGAAGAACCUGGGUAGUUCAACGGUGGACGAGUCAGAGGUGUUGGCGCUCCUGGCAGCGGCUAUUUCAGGCAACCUCGACAAGUCCUGCUCCGGACAAUGCAUUACGGGGCUCAGCCUUGCAGACUCGCUGGAGACAUUUUGGGCACAAGACGCCAAGUUCAGCGUGCUGUAUGAGGCAGCCAAGGCUCAGCAGGGCGACAGCGCCAACCGUGAUGGGCCAGCGGUGCCACUCCAGGUAUUGUUACGGAAAGCGUCAUCCAAAGAGGAAGCACUACAAGCAUGCUACGAGGCGCUGGCCGCCAAGCUCGCGCAAGUGCUGGUGAUAUCGCUGGAGGAUAUGGAUGGGUCGAUCACGGUGGCGUCGCUAGGGCUGGACUCGUUGGUGGCGAUUGAGAUUCGCAACUGGAUUGCUCGUGAGGCCAAUGCCAAUGUGCAAGUGCUGGAGCUGCUGUCCAGUGGGUCAUUGAUGGCACUGGCUGAGAUGAUAGUGAGCAAGUCGCCGGCGUGUACUUUGAAUGAAUGAAUGAGCUGUAUAAUGUGUUGAUCUACUUGUUUAAUGUUGUUGGUUAUUCCUUAUAUACAUUUAGAUCAGUCUAAUGGUAUAUAUUCUUUACAAUGUUAUGCUACAUGUGC
Messenger RNA from Aspergillus wentii DTO 134E9, 6921 nucleotides. Its product is annotated as type I polyketide synthase. The record is from RefSeq and is a predicted model, not a curated record. The transcript is spliced from 4 exons. Lineage: Eukaryota; Fungi; Ascomycota; Eurotiomycetes; Eurotiales; Aspergillaceae. Gene Ontology annotation, molecular function: oxidoreductase activity; phosphopantetheine binding; fatty acid synthase activity. Gene Ontology annotation, biological process: fatty acid biosynthetic process; secondary metabolite biosynthetic process. Bases 200 to 6811 code for a protein of 2203 amino acids.